AUAAGUUAUGUCGUACACUGAUCCUCCAUCCUUGACCAUAGUUCCUAUGACAGGGAUAAUGAUCUUCAAUGUCUUUAUAAAUGGAUGCUAAAUUAAGUUUUUCCAUGGUGGAUGAAAGAAUCACUUUUGCAAUUAGUACAAUGUAUGAAAGAGAUGAUUUUGUAAGAACAACCUUUUUUUUUUAUUUGAUUCAGUUUGGAUGUAAACAGAAUGCCCUUCAUUUUCACCGAUGUUUGUAGGUCCUCUGUUUUCAGCAGUAGUUUCUCUGCUCAUUGUACCAUCUUUUUAAGUUUCAGUUUCUUCCAAGUAAAACUCAGCACCUAAAGCAAGCCAUGGAUCUUCAGGAUCAUUUUGAGGGUCUUGCUGAGUUUUCUGCUGCUUACUUUUAUACCCUGCUGUGUCAGUACCUGCAACAACCAAAACUGUUUUUGAUUGUUGCAGGUACUCGUGGUACAAAAUACAAAUAUAUAAUUAGUAGGUUAUGUAGUCAAAUCACAAGACAAACACUUGAUGGUGCAAUGUUUUUCUUUACAGAAACACUUUUCCUUUGAAUUGUCAUGAUUAAUAAAGAAAUGAUUGUGGUUAGAUAACACUGAGAAGAGAUUAGACCAUAAUACUGAUAUGGAGAGCAAAUUGAAGUCAUGAGCUUGGCUAUAGUUUUCUAUACCUAUUUUCAUGUCAUGCUAUAUAUUUGUACAGUACACAAAAAAUCUUUUUUUCAAAUACAUGUUCUCCCAAAUACUAUAAUAUCCCUUUACAUAGAUUUAUCAAGCCUUUUGCUGACUCAUACUACAUGUAACAUACACGAAACAAUGAUAAAGGUGUUAAAUAAAAUUACCUUUUAAAACAACACACCCUUAUUAAAAUUAGUCUUUGAUACUGAGAAGAAAAAAUGAAUGCAAUAGACACUGAAAGUUUAAAAGUAUCUUUAUACUAGAAGACUUAAAGCCCUAAGAGAGCAGACAGACAUAGUUUGCAAGCUUUUAGUACUAUUUAUAGGCCUGGAUCUCUUUACAAAGUCAACUGUAACCUAAAUCCAUGUUUUAAAGCACUGUCUCAAAUAUCAGCUGCCAGAAGCGACACGGCUGUCCUUCAGUUUAUUACAGGCAGCCCAAUGGAGUCCACUGGAGAACAAAGACGAUUUGGUGCCCCUAAAUUCUUGGAAAUUACUGCAAGUAAUUCCUGGGAUGAAGAUGAAGAUGAAAGUAAAAUUAAGCCAAAGUCUUCACCCACUCCAAGAAGAAGGAGUUCUUCAUCUUCAGACGAUUCAGAGGCAGAAGGUCCUCCUGUACUUACAAGAAAAGUUUCUUUUGCGGAUGCUUUUGGUCUGAAUCUUGUCCGUGUUAAAGAGUUUGAUAGCUGGGAUGUACCAACUACAUCAUUCACUGAUACAUUUGAGGAUGAAGUCCCUGGCAGGGAGGAAUAUUUUCUUUCCUCUGUUUUUGUUGUGCCUUCCUCUCACGAUGAGCUCAUGCAAAAACUUUAUGAACAAAAGGUAGAACUGGAAUCCUUUGAGUUUGUUCCUGGAGGUCUGACAGCAAUGAAGGGAAUUAUCCGGGUUUUUAAUGUGUGUUUUGAAAAGUUGGUUUAUGUUCGCAUGACUUUAGAUGCCUGGAACAGUUACUAUGACUUGAUGGCACAGUACGUGCCUGGCUCCAGCGAUGGAGAGACGGACCAGUUUUCUUUUAAGAUUUCAUUAGUGCCUCCAUAUCAAAAAGAUGGAGGCAAAGUGGAGUUUUGUAUACGUUAUGAAACUUCAGUUGGUACAUUCUGGGCAAACAACAAUGGAUUAAAUUAUGUGCUUUUCUGUCACAAAAAAGAAAUCCCAGAGGUAACAAAGAAAGCACAAGAGGAAAACACUGAUAAAAAUAUAAAAAGCUGUUUAAAGACAAUUAACAGUAAAGGAAAUGCCACAGCGCUUGAUGACACAUUGGUUCAGCCAGGGACUCCAGACUUAUCUAAAAAUAAAACACAAGUGGUUGCCAGUGAAACAAUCGAAAACCAAGAAGCACCCCAUGGAGACACCACACAGCUUGAGGGUGAUUAUAAGGAGCAGUUACAACCUCAGAUGGAUCAAAAACAUCCAACACCAAUGAAUCAAAGCAACAUGGGAACCAAUUCAUCAGUUGCAGAAAACCAUAACUCCCAGAUACAUGAUCACUCAUUUAAGAAAACCAAGGUGUGCCAGAUUCAUAGUGAAGAACAGCCAGACAUCAAGGAAGGGACAAAAGCUACUGACCACAAAGUGGGCAUUCCACAAAUUUGGGAAAAGCGCUCCAUUCCUUCUCCAACGUGUGAUGAGAACCAAACAAGUACCAGAGAUAAUAGAAACCCAGAAUCUCUAGAAACAUUUUCUCAAACUUUCCAAGUACAAAGUUGGCAAUGUUCACAAGAAGCUGAAUCAAUGCCAGAAGAUGUUUUGCCUUCAAAAGAAGAUAAAAAUUAUGUAUACAGGGAAGAUGCUCUUCUUGAACUUGAACAAGAAAAGAACAUCUUGCUAGGAGACAAGGUGUUUAGAAGAACCACUGAGGAUGAGGUAUUGGAGGAGCUACUGUUCAUAGCAGAGGAAGAGGAGGAUGCAAAUAUAUUGAAGGGGACAUCUGAAAUGGAGCUGCCAGCAAUUGCCACACACUACCGUAAAUUUAAUUUAGAUCACACAUCUGAAAAAAAUUCAUCUCCGGAAGCCAAAGAUCCAUUUAAAAGUAAAUCAGAUUUAAGUAAAGACAAUGUAACUUCCUAUGAAUAUAAUGUCAAAGAUGAUAUAGUUAUGGAUGCUUCAAAUGAGCAUGUUUGGAAAGACAUAGGAAUUAGUUUUCAUGACGUGAAUAACAGGGAUCAAAAGUCUAGCAGUGCUACAAGCCAAGAAGUAAUAAAGAAGGAAAUCAGGCUGGAUAGUGAAAAUACAAGCAAUAGUUUCCUGGAAGAUGGAAAUCUGUUGGGUUCAGAUAAUUUAGCAUGUUGCAGUAAAGAUAAGGAAAGUAAGGAGACCAUACAAGAAAAUGUUAAAAAAGAAUGGUCAUAUGAUGUAAAGGUAAGUGAGAGUGGUCUAGACAAAAAGCACCUAAUACCCAGAAUUAUGGUUGUGGCUACUGAUGGAGCUCAGGUAGAUAAGCUAUCAAAUAAGCAUGAAUGUGAAUCAAUAUCUGCAAAUAAGGCACAUGAAAAAUCAAGUACAGAACCUCCACAGGAAAAAGAAACAGUCUGCCAAGAAGAUAUAAUUAAAGCAUCUCAACAAGGAUAUACCCAGACAGAACCUCUACAAGAUAUAAUGCAGCAGACAAACGUUGGAAAAGAGUCAAUUUUAGAUCUGUACAAUGAUGAGAACAAUUUACUAGACACUGAACCAGAAAGAAGUACAAGUAAAUAUGAAGCUGUGCAGUACAUAACAAGCAUUCAGGAAACAUAUAUAGGGGGAGAAGUGAGGCCAACAAAAACAUAUGUUGAAAAUACAAAUGAGGUUUUCAUUUUCAGUAAGCAUAAUGCAGGCACUCAAGAAGAAUCAAAUUAUUUUUAUACAGCAAUAAAACCUGAAUCUUCGCUUUCAGGUCAGAUAGUAAAUGUGCCGUCAGAUGACACAAGUACUCUUAUAGAAGAAGACAUCUACACAGGUAUCCAUUAUUCAAUACCUGGCAAUAAAAAGGAAUGCAGUCAAAUUGCAAUAACAAAUGAACCAAGUGAAGAAAUGUCUGUCCAACAAGUCAGUGAAAAGAAGAUUACUACAGAAACAGCAGAUGUCAAAAUGAAUGAUACAACAAAAAACACCACCAGAACCAGAAGGGGAAGGCAGAACACCAUUACACCAUUUGUUAACAAAAGACAGCAUGAAGGCCACCAGCAGAAAUUACUCAACCCAGUCAUCUUAAUUAGUGAGGCUGUAGAUGAAGAGGAUGAAACUGAAGUAGAAACUGAGGCCCUGAAAGAUCACCAGGAACUUUUAGAAGAUACAGAGGAAACUUCAAGUGAAAGUUGGUCCACAGUUGAAAAUGCAGAAAUUAUAGACUCAACUGGCCUGUCUUUGUGGAAUAGUGAGACAUUGAUUUUACACCACAUUAGUAAGGUGGUGCUUUAUUUCCUUCUGUUUGUCGCAUUUCUGGUAACCGUGUAUCAUUAUGAUUUUGUUGGCUGUUUUGUUCUUUACAUAUUUUCAGUAUGCUGGCUGUAUUGUCAGGGGGGCAAACAUAGUGAAUCAUUUUCAAAGAAAUGAUGAAACACAAAAAUUGAGAUACAGGCGUACAGACGUACCAAGGUCUUACAUCCACGUGCAAUUUGGACCAAAUUUUGGGAACUUUGAGUGCCUAAAUUAUUUGUUUGUUUGUAGGCUUCCUUUCACAAACGAUUGUGCAAAUUGCUUUUUGGAUAAAAGACUUUGAUAAAUCUGAGCCAGAAAAGUGUUGCCUGUUAUUUCCUUCUGCCUGGCCCAGUGCCCUGCAAACAGAAGUAUACACCAGUAUUGAAUUCAAAGGGGUGUGUCAGCAUUCUUUUACAAUGAAUUGAAGUCAUAUUUUUCAGAUUGCUGUCUUUAAUAUAAAAAAAUAGAUCAACCAGUAGACAGAGUUA
Polyodon spathula (Mississippi paddlefish) is the source of this 4557-nucleotide messenger RNA. RefSeq names its product protein phosphatase 1, regulatory subunit 3Ab (gene ppp1r3ab). The transcript has 4 exons. Gene Ontology annotation, molecular function: protein phosphatase 1 binding; glycogen binding. Gene Ontology annotation, cellular component: protein phosphatase type 1 complex. Lineage: Eukaryota; Metazoa; Chordata; Actinopteri; Acipenseriformes; Polyodontidae. Gene Ontology annotation, biological process: regulation of glycogen biosynthetic process. The coding region runs from base 1115 to 4204 and encodes 1029 amino acids. The record is from RefSeq and is a predicted model, not a curated record.